Molecule: messenger RNA, 1225 nt
Organism: Dermatophagoides farinae (American house dust mite)
Lineage: Eukaryota; Metazoa; Arthropoda; Arachnida; Sarcoptiformes; Pyroglyphidae
Source: RefSeq, a predicted model, not a curated record
AUGUAUCAUAAUAAUUUGAUUGAUAAUAAUAAUGUCGGACACAUAAAUCGUAAUGAAUCAAAAGCUAGCCAUAAAAAUGAUGAUGAACAUCAUAAUGAAACAAACGUCAAUCAUGAAUAUGAUCCAUAUAGUUAUGGAUUUCGUCCAUUAUCCGAAAGAAAUAUUUAUCGUUCAUUCGAAAUAAUUCGUACGCCAACCGAAACUAAUACCGAUGAAAAAAAAUCAACUAAAACACAGUCACAGCAACAACAAGAAUCAACGAUUGUUUCAGAUGAUGGUCCAUUCGAUGAAAUUGAUAAUAGUGGCCACAUGAAACAUCAAACACAGAACAAAUUCAUGUCGUCGGAAGAAGGAUCAUCAAUCAUUAAUAAGAAUCGUGAAGGAAAAUUCGAUGAAUAUACGAUUCCAACCAUCAUGGUAAAUGAAAGACCAGUCGAUGUACCCGGUUAUAAUCCAUUGAAACAUCAAUCAAAAUCACCUAAGAUGACAAAAAAUCAAGAUUCGGAAUCCAGAAAAUCACCACGAGUAAUUGAGAUUAAAGUUCAAAAAUCAUCAGAUGAAAUGCCCAAAGAUUCAAAUUCGAAUCAUACAAAUACUGCUACUAUUUCAACAACAAAUGAUUCAAAUUGGAAAAAACCACCAUUACCACCGAAUCAUGGAUUUCGUCGACGAACAUCCAUGCCAGUCACUACUGGCCAUCGAAAACAGCAGCUACAUCAACAACAACAACAGCCACGACCAUCUUCAUCAUCGGCCAUUCAUAGUAAUCAUUAUCAUGAUAAUAAUCUUCAAAUUCCAAAAGUUUGGCCCGAUUUUCAUCAUCCAGAUAGUUUCCAUGUAGAUCGUUUGCCAUUUUCAUAUUGGUUUUCAGAUUCAAAUUAUUACGAUAAUCGACGUGAAUCCAUUUCAUGUCCAUAUUCAUCACCAACAUCGAUAGAUGAACUAAUGAAUUCGGAACCAAUACCAACUAAAUUUCAUUCAUAUAAAUGUACACGAUAUGAAUUGACCAAAACGACUACGACCACUUCGGAUGAAAAGACAAUACCCAAAAAAGCAUGAUAAAUUUAUUCAAAUUUCCAUAGUCAAAACACAGAUUAAUAGAAUAUGAUAAUAUCAAUUCUGACAUGAUCGACAUUAAUUGAAUGAAAUUUAUUACAUCUCUUUUCACCGCACAUUUAUUCGAAUGUCAUGAAUGUUUUUUUUCCAUUAAUAAUCAUAAAACAUC